AUGUCCAAUCAGCACUACGACCCUUCAGCUGAUCUUGCCGCUCGAAUGGGUGGAAUUGGGAUUGACGGUGAUGCCAAUUAUCCUUCACCUCAACAACCCAAUUCUCACAAUCAAAGUCCCGUCAACACCACACACAGCUAUGCAAACAUCCAAACUCCGACUUCUCGAGUUCCACCUUCUCAGCCUUACUCCCCUUAUGGCGAUCAACAAGGAUACCCUUACUAUCCUGGUACGGCUACUACAGGGGGAUUAGGGGUAGGAGUAGGAUUAGAUGCCACGUAUGCGGCUACAGCAGGACUCGCUGGAAAUCCCAAUGCCACUUAUGGCUUCGUACCUCCUACACCUGAUCUUAUGAGUCUGCCUACAUCUCAAAUCUCUUCAGCUGGUUACGAAGGUAAUUUCCCUGCUCCUAACGAAAUCUAUGGGAAUCAACAAGAUCUUAGACAAGGUCUUACCGCCACUCAACAGAACCCUCACAGUACUUCACCGCUCAUCCCUCGAGCAACAAGACAAAACGCUCGUCCGCCACCCGGCCAAUCUGCUUACUCGACGCUCCAACAACAUGCCAACGCUGCUGCAGUCGCUGCUGGAUACUACGGCUACCAAGAUCCUAGAUCUUACUGGAUCGGUCAAAACCCCAACAUGUUCAUGCAACAGGGUAACAAUAGAAAGAAGGAUCAUCAGAACAACUCCUAUAGUACCAGAAACCAGACUCUCUAUUCGGUUCGAACCACUCAACGAGAUGCUAACAACUCCCAUUUCGGUUACAACGACGGUAUAACACCUACGAGAGGAGCUUUCACCUCGCAUUCAGGAUCUUCACCUUAUUCCUUGCGACAACAUGGCUCAAACAACGCUUAUCAACUCUCUCAAAGCCAAGGAUAUGGUGGUAUGACUGGUUGUUCCCAUCAAGGAUAUCAAGGCGCAGCCAACUUCGUUCUGAGAUCGAAGAGACUUGAAGACCCCAGUGUUGUCAGAAGUGCUUUGCUGGAGGAUUUCAGACUGAACAAGAUCAGAAAGUGGGAACUGAACGACAUCUUCGGUCACAUAGCGGAAUUCUCCGGGGAUCAACACGGAUCAAGAUUCAUCCAGCAAAAGCUUGAAAUUGCUACUCUCGAAGAUCGACAAAGACUGUUCGACGAGAUCAUGCCAAACGCUUAUCAACUCAUGACUGAUGUAUUUGGUAAUUACGUCACUCAGAAAUUGUUCGAACAUGGUGAUCAAAAACAAAAAGCUGCUUUGGCCAAAAAGAUGGAAGGUCAUGUGUUGGCUUUGUCUAUGCAAAUGUAUGGAUGUAGGGUCGUCCAAAAAGCUCUGGAGCAUGUUCUGGUAGAUCAACGAAAGACCCUUGUCGCUGAGCUGGAGGGUCAUGUUCUCGAAUGUGUGAGAUCCAGCAAUGCCAAUCAUGUCAUUCAGCGACUCAUCAUUCUUGGACCGCCACAAACCGUGCCCGAUGCAUUCAUUGGUCAUAUCGAAGAACUCGCCAAACAUCCUUACGGUUGUCGAGUUAUUCAAAAGAUGUUCGAGAACCUGGACGAGGACAUGAAGAGGACUUUGUUGGAUGAGAUGCAUGAACAUACGCUUGAUCUCAUGGAAGACCAGUUCGGAAACUACGUCGUACAAAGUGUCAUCACGGUCGGUGCUCCAGCAGAUAGAGACAAAGUCAUAGAAGUGAUCAAAGGAAAAGUGCUUUCUUUGGCUCGACACAAGUUCGCCUCCAAUGUGGUCGAGAAAGCUAUCCUCAAUGCUAGUAAGGACGAUCAAAGGCUGCUCGUUGAUGAACUUGUCGGUGUCAAGGAAGAUGGCUCCAACCAAGUUGGCAUGCUCUUACGAGAUGCUUUUGGUAAUUUCCCCUUGCAGACUGCAUUGGUAGCUGCAUCUCCUGAACACCGACAAGAGUUACUGGACUUGAUCAAUCCCAUCUUACCUCAAAUUCGAAAUACUCCUGUAGGCAAACGAUUGGAGAACCGAAUCAAUGACUUUGGCCAUGAAGACACGGAUACCAAAUCUCAUUCGGCUGAUACUUCCACUUCGACUUCAGCUAACACCAGUGAUACCGAGACUACACCUGGUGGACUCACCAUGUCACGAUCUACCUCUGAAGAGACCGGUCCCUCGUCUCCCCCUGAGAUCAGACAUGGGUUAAGAGCGAAAUCAACUACACCCAAGAUCGGUCAUGGGAAUGGGAAUGAUGUUGGGGUUGGGAAUGGUAAGAAGGAAGCCAAGACUUUGGAAGAUCUCUUGAAGUGA
Messenger RNA from Kwoniella mangroviensis CBS 8507, 2250 nucleotides. RefSeq lists its product as uncharacterized. The record is from RefSeq and is a predicted model, not a curated record. The transcript is spliced from 9 exons. NCBI's taxonomy places the organism in Eukaryota, Fungi, Basidiomycota, Tremellomycetes, Tremellales, Cryptococcaceae. Gene Ontology annotation, molecular function: mRNA 3'-UTR binding. Gene Ontology annotation, cellular component: cytoplasm. Gene Ontology annotation, biological process: nuclear-transcribed mRNA catabolic process, deadenylation-dependent decay. The coding region runs from base 1 to 2250 and encodes 749 amino acids.